Molecule: messenger RNA, 2094 nt
Organism: Durio zibethinus
Lineage: Eukaryota; Viridiplantae; Streptophyta; Magnoliopsida; Malvales; Malvaceae
Source: RefSeq, a predicted model, not a curated record
UUAUUUUAAUUUUUUUAGAGUCCUAUACCUUUCGUUCAUGUGAGAACUUUAUCUUGAUUUCUCUAUAGUAUUUCGUCAUCCCUUACCCUUCUCCUGCAAAUAAAAAAUAAAAGUUAGAAAGAGUCUGAACUUAAGUAGCUUAGUAAUGGUUCUAGAAAUUAAAUACUUCUCUUCCAGGCAAAUCUGUCUUUGACAACUAUUGCUCCCAAAUUCAUGAUAGAAGAUAAACUUUUACAAUAGCUUAUUAGAUAUAGAAGGAUGUUUAUUCAGUUAUUGAGCUCGAUAUUGUUCCUCCUCACUCUCCCAUUUUUCUUCUUAAUCACCACCAAAGCCUCCAAAUCCAAGAAACCAUCGACAGCCCCAUGUCCAUCCACUGUUUUCCCGAAGUCUUAUCCAAUAAUCGGCUCCUACUUCGCCAUCAAAUCCAAUCGAAGCAAUCGCUUGCAGUGGACUACACGUAUCCUCCAGAGCUCUCCCUCUGCAACUUUCACUCUCCACCACUUGUUCGGUUUUCGCCAGAUCUUUACUGCAAACCCUGCCAACGUCCAGCACAUGCUCAAGACCCACUUCUUCAACUACCAAAAAGGCCCUCAUUUUACAAGCAGUCUCUUCGAUUUUCUUGGUAACGGCAUCUUUAACGUUGAUGGGGGGUCUUGGAAGUUCCAGAGACAAGUUUCUAGUCACGAGUUCAACACCAAAUCUCUUCGUAAAUUUGUACAAACUGUUGUUGAUACCGAGCUUCAUGACCGUUUGAUUCCGAUGUUUUCUGCUGCUGCAUCUGACCAGACCGUGCUUGACUUGCAAGAUAUUCUUCAAAGGUUCGCUUUUGACAACAUUUGCAAGAUCGCUUUUGGGUUUGACCCUGCCUGUCUCUUGCCUUCUUUACCGCAGGCACAGUUUGCAGAAGCUUUUGAAGAUGCUGCUCACAUAAGUAGCGAAAGGUUCCGUGCUUUUCUUACUAUAACUUGGAAAAUCAAGCGAUUUUUCAAUGUUGGUUUAGAGAAAAGACUCAAAAUUGCAGUCUCUCAAGUCCGUGAGUUGGCAAAGAAGAUUGUAAAGGAAAAGAAACAAGAACUAGCUGAUAAUUCCUCUUUGGAAUCGGUUGAUCUCUUAUCAAGGUUCUUGAGCUCAGGCCAUUCAGACGAGAAUUUCGCUACGGAUAUAGUAAUCAGCUUCAUACUUGCCGGCCGUGACACAACAUCAGCGGCUUUGACAUGGUUUUUCUGGUUACUAUAUAAACACCCUGAAGUUGAAAAAGAAAUUCUCAAAGAAAUGAAAGAGAAAUCGAAUAUGCCAGUGUUUGAGGAAGUUAAAGACAUGGUCUACACUCAUGCUUCUCUUUGCGAGAGCAUGAGACUGUACCCUCCAGUCCCGGUGGAUACCAAACUGGCAAUGGAGGACGACGUUUUGCCAGACGGGACGGUGGUAAAGAAAGGAACGUUAGUAACGUAUCAUCCUUACGCGAUGGGAAGGAUGGAGAAGUUAUGGGGAUCAGAUUGGGCAGAGUUCAAGCCAGAGAGAUGGGUGGAGAGAGAUGAGGCAGGGAAGUGGAUCUUUGUUGGGAGAGAUUCUUAUACUUAUCCAGUGUUCCAGGCAGGACCCAGGAUUUGUUUGGGGAAGGAGAUGGCGUUCUUGCAGAUGAAAAGGGUGGUGGCUGGUGUUCUAAGGCGAUUCAAGGUGGUGCCGACGGUGGAGGAUGGGUUUCAGCCAGAGCUUCUUGUUUAUCUGACGUCUAAGAUGAAAGGUGGCCUCCCCAUCAAGGUUGAGGAAAGGGGAGAGUUUCCCUACCUGUAGCGACCCUGUUUUGUUCGGGGCUGAAGUGGUUGUUUCUGGUUCAUCAAUGAAAUUUGGACUUUUAAUUGGGUUUGGAUUAUUAUUAUUUUCAGACUAUUUAUGUUAUGUUAACUGAAGCUUGUUGCUUUCUGUUUUGUUUGGUUUUUCUUGCAAUAAAUUAAAAAGAAGAAAAUUGGACGAAUGUGGGUAAGUGCUAAUCGAGUUAAAAUCUGCUGGAGGCGAAGUCUUUUUUAUAAAAAACACUCUUUCAGGUGGGAUUCAAUCAAAUAAAAAAGAAAUAAAGUCUGGUUUCUAAAAAUU